GCAAUAACAGUGGGUGGCAGUGGACAAAUAGCUAUUUUAUUAAACACAAGGUGACAAAACUGUGAGCUGUGAGUCCGGACAGGACUAAAAUUACCAGAGGACCACAGAGUUCAGCGAAAAACAGCAGAAGCAGUGAAGGACUGUUACGGUUACACAAGUUAGAGAGCCCCUGUCGAAAUCCAGCAGGGUUCCUUCUCAUCCCACAUCAGUACAGAGGGGCAGGGCACCAGCGCCCUGUCUCCGCCUUUGGGCGGGGCUAUUCUCUCUUUGCCGUCGGUUGGUUUUGAUUUGACCAAUGAGAGGUGAGCUUAACAGCGGCAAACAUUUUGAAUUUCAAACGGAUUUGAAAACACUCGGAUCUGGGUUUCGUGUUUUGCUUCGGGACGGCACCGCGCUGAUAAUCCUGCCCUGUUACAUGAACAAAGAGAAUAUGUCUCGUUUACCGGUCAUAUCCGGGAAACGGCCUUUUGGCAGCACCACAGAUUUAGAGCACCAGCAGCCUGCACUGAAGAAACAACGGCAGAUUGAGACUGAGGCAUCUCAAAAGGUUAGACCUGCUUACAGUGUGGUGCCCCCUCGACGUCCGGUGCCAGCCAAAGCAGUCACUAGACCUCUUCGUCCAACUGGAGCAGCUACAGUGGCAUCAGCUCCUGCGAGAGGCGACAUAAAAAAAACUGCACCUGCAGCAGUUGCUAAAGGUGUGGGAGCAUCAAAGAGACCAGCAUGGGACCUGAAGGGGAAGGUAAGCGACAUGGAGAACAAAAUCCACAACUACCAGAGUCGAAUGAAGUCUGUUAACCAGGAAAACGAGGGCCUUAAAGAUAAAAUUGCAAAGGCCCAGAAAAAUGAGGCGGAGUUUCAAGAGGAGAAUGUGAAACUAAUGCUGCAGCUAAGGAAAGUUGAAGAGCAAUAUUCUCAAUUAUUAACUGUUAAAGAUGACCUGGAGAAGACUAUUAAAGAGAGAGAUGACCUGCUGAAGGACCUGAAGAUGCUAAGAGCUGAACAUGAUGUUCUGCAGAGGCUCAGAGAAAGUCUAGACACUGAGCUAAACAAUGUGCAGAGCCAGCUUUCUGUUCAGACAUCUGCUUUGAGCCGUUGUCAGAACAGUCUGCGGGAGAGUCAGGAGACAGUAAAAAGCUUGGAAGAAACCACAGCCCGGCAGAAGGAUGAGCUCCACUAUGGUGAAAUGGAACGCAGAAAAUUGCAUAACACUAUCCAGGAGCUAAAGGGUAACAUCAGAGUUUUCUGCAGAGUGCGUCCUCUGCUUUCCAACAAGGAAGCAACCAUCCCGCACAUUCAGUUACCUGCCCAUGACAACAAGGCUCUAAUGCUUGCCAAAAUGGAGGAGUCUCAUGUAGGACGUACCACUGACACUCAAAAGUGCUACAACUUCAGCUUUGAUCGUGUGUUUGGGCCACACAGCUCCCAAACUGAGGUCUUUGAGGAAAUCUCCCUCCUGGUACAGUCAGCUCUGGAUGGAUACAAUGUCUGCUGCUUUGCUUAUGGCCAGACAGGCAGUGGCAAAACAUUUACCAUGGAAGGAGGAGACAUGGAUGAUGUGCGAGGUGUCAUUCCCAGAGCUGUUCAGCAGAUUUUCAGAUCUGCUAAGACACUUGAGGAGCAAGGCUGGCAGUACAGCUUUACAGCAAGCUUUGUUGAAAUUUACAACGAAACCCUGCGGGACCUGCUGUACACUGGCAAACCCAACAAGAGGCCAGAGCAUGAGAUCAGGAAGACCUCCAACAAUGAGGUCACAGUCACCAACCUAACCUACCAAAGAGUCAACACAGAGGACGAGGUUUGCAACCUGAUCAUCUUGGCAAACCAGAACAGAUCAACUGCCCGGACGAGCAUGAAUGACCAGUCCUCUCGCUCACAUUCAAUUUUUCAGCUGGACAUUGAGGGAGAAAACGCUGGCCGAGGCACCAAGUGCAAGUCUUCCCUGUGUCUAGUGGACUUGGCUGGCAGUGAGAGGGUCCAAAAGAGCCAGUCUCAAGGAGAGCGGUUUAAGGAGAUGACUGCUAUUAACUCUUCCCUCACCAAUUUGGGCAUCGUGAUUGCUGCUCUUGCGAACAAGGAGAAUUUUGUGCCUUAUCGCAACUCUAAGCUUACCUACCUUCUUCAGGGAUGUCUUGGAGGAAACAGCAAGACUUUGAUGUUUGUUAACAUUUCACCAGAAGAAGAGAGCUUCAACGAAUCACUAAAUUCACUUCGCUUUGCAAGCAAGGUCAAUGACUGUGUUAUCGGGACAGCCACUGCCAAUCGGAAGUAGCCACUUUGAAUGUCUUCAGUUCCUCUAAAUGAUGGAUUGUUUUUCAGUGUAUAUUUUGCAUUUUAACAAUUGCUUUGUAUGUUUAAAAAUUGCAUAUUCAGAAUAUCCAAUGUUUUAAUCAGCUUUUAUUCCUGACUCUUCUGCUCAUUUUAAAGCAUAUUAAAGCCAAGUGUAGUCUACUACUUUAAUUUUGUUUUGAUUUAUUAAGAUACAUUUUAUACCUGGAGUAAUGGCUUAAAGACAUUUUUGUCAUCUGAGCAGGAUGAAUGCUUGGCAUGAAUAAACUUAUUUCCAGCAACAGAGAAAUAUUUGUAUGAUUGUAUCAUAAAAUUAAAUUCAGCAUACUGUAAUACUCUUUCAGUACUUGUUAUUAAAACAAACCUUUGAGUCCUU
This is a messenger RNA of Astyanax mexicanus (Mexican tetra), 2665 nucleotides long. RefSeq names its product kinesin family member C1 (gene kifc1). Gene Ontology annotation, biological process: microtubule-based movement. Gene Ontology annotation, molecular function: microtubule binding; ATP binding; microtubule motor activity. Bases 296 to 2272 code for a protein of 658 amino acids. The transcript has 19 exons. Lineage: Eukaryota; Metazoa; Chordata; Actinopteri; Characiformes; Acestrorhamphidae. The record is from RefSeq and is a predicted model, not a curated record.